This is a messenger RNA of Microplitis demolitor, 5307 nucleotides long. It is a transcript of the gene mGluR, whose product is annotated as metabotropic glutamate receptor. NCBI's taxonomy places the organism in Eukaryota, Metazoa, Arthropoda, Insecta, Hymenoptera, Braconidae. The coding region runs from base 2236 to 5007 and encodes 923 amino acids. The transcript has 8 exons. Gene Ontology annotation, biological process: regulation of synaptic transmission, glutamatergic; G protein-coupled glutamate receptor signaling pathway. Gene Ontology annotation, cellular component: membrane. Gene Ontology annotation, molecular function: group II metabotropic glutamate receptor activity. The record is from RefSeq and is a predicted model, not a curated record.
UCGAUAUUUUUUAUCAUCGGGUUUGAAAAGUUGGACAGCGAGCAGCAACAGAGCAAAAAGUAUAUUGAAAAGGAAAAGCUGAAUAAAAAAAGGAAACGGGAUUGGAAAACUGUCCUUAGUUGGCCUCAGACUUUAAUCAUUGCGAGCAAAUGAACAACAACCAAGUUGUCGGCCGGGGAGGUGGCAAACCGGGGAGGUGUGAAUUAGAACUCAUUUGGCUGAGUGUGCCUCGAGAAACAGACACGGUUUCCUUGAUUGAUGAAUUUAUGUCGCGUGUCUCUUGAUAGAACACGAUCAAUUACUGUACACCAUUACGUAUAUAUAUAUACAUAAAAAAAUAUUUAAAUGUAAAUUCAAUGCCAACUAGAAAAAAAACUAAUACUACUACUGCUACUACUACUAAUAAUAAUAAUAAUAAUAAAUAAUAAUGUGUAAUACACGAGAACGACACAAUCGCACGGAAGAAUCGUGAUAUUGAAUAAUAAUAAAAAAUAAUUUAGCAUAAAAAAGUAAGAAAAUGUUUUUGGUAAAUCGAUAGAGUGGAACUGAAUUAUUCACUUCCGUUUAAUAAGGAAGUAAUCAUGGUCUGUCAAUAAUAAUUGGACAUCUGUAAAUGAGUCUGGUAUUUGAUUACACUCUAGCGUAGAAGAUAAAUAAUAAAAAAAGAAAUUAUUAUUAUUACAUAUAUGUGUAUAGACAUAUAUAAAAAUAUCUAGAUAAGAGGUACACACGAUACAGGUUUAUUUUUAAAUCGAUUGAAAGGGUUAAGAGGAAAUAAAAGUAAAAAAAAAAAGCAAAUAGAGUAGGAAGGAAGGAGAGUAAAGAGGCCAUCGGAAGAGACGGAGGAAAUUCGAGAAGGAAAUCCAUCUAAGGAGCAGCCCUCGGUUUUCCCAGGCUAAUGGUUGUCCUGAGGUGUGUCACUUUUUAAAAUUCGUGGCCCAGCAGGAACCGCAGCUUAGCCGAGCAACUGAGUGGUUUGUGAAAAAAGACCUGACCCAUUACUUAUUUCAGCCGUCGAAAAAUCUAAAUUGUUUUUUUUUUAUCCAUUUUUUUUAUUAAAACAUCCAGCUGGAGCAGUAAUGUGGAGCACUUGUCGUCUGCUCUGAUCGUUCUCAGUCCCAGUGAGACUUUGAAUCGAUAACGCAGUUGCCUCGUGCUCUUGGUACUGCCACCGCAAUAUAUAUCACAACGUCUAUGACAAAUACAAAUACAGAUACAAAUACAAAUACAAAUACAAAUACAAAUACAAAUACGAGUACGAAUGUAAGAGCAUACAAUACGAGGUCUAUAAGAGAACAACGAAAGCACAUGCUGUAUUAUUUGUCGAGAUUAUCCAAGUGGACGUCGGAAAACAAGUGGAUGAAUAAUAAGACCGACCGAGGACUCUGAUAAAAAAUUCAAGGAAAUGAAUAUAAUAAAUAAUAAUAAUAAUGAUAAUGAUAACAACAAUAGGAAAAAACAUAAAGAGAAAUAAUAAUUCACUGAUGUAGCUUUCUCGUUUAUCUCGACAUGAGGAAUGUUCCAGUCAAACGGAAACAUUAACAAAGGAAAAGAUAAACGGUUUAAGUAUUUGAGGUAAUUGCCAGAUGAACGAUUUUUUUACAAAUCGAUUAGAUACAAUACUGAAAUUAUUUUUAUCUGAUGAAAAUAUUUACGGCUUAUCAUCUAUAUAAGUACAUAUAUAUGUAUAAAAUUUAUUGAUAAAGGAGAAGAAAUGUUUGUUGGUAUUUAACAACCGAUAAAUAAAAAAUCUAAAAACAUUGUGCUUAGUCAUCCUUGUCUUGCCCUCUGGGGAAAUACGGGCGUUACAUUGGAUUGGUUUUUGUUCCGCCGCAGGACGAGCUACUGAACUGAGGGCGAAAGGGUGAGAUCCAGGGAGAGACAGGGGAAGGAAAGAGAGGAGAGACGAGAGAAGAGAGGAAAGGGCUGGCGAUACUGAGAGGAUGAGACGGGUGAAAUUGAUUGCACACGUUCAAGAGACCUAAUAACCUUCGGACAUGGGUCAAGCUACGAGGAAACGUAAAACAUCGAGCUAUCAGUCUGCUCGUUAAAUUUAUUUUUACUAUAAUUUAUUUAUGGGCUUAAUGGCUACGGGUUAUGGCUUACAGUUAUUAAGAUAGUUCAUGGUUAUUAUUAUGAUUAUUAGGUAGCUGUGCUAGUCAGACCUCAUAAUAUUUUGUGACUAAACAUAUAAAUAUAUAUAUAUAUAUAUAUAUAUAUACAUAUAAAUUUAAAAUGACAAAGUGGCUAUUAAUUGUUAUUUUACAUCUGAUGGUUCUGCUGGAGAGCGGCCAAGUCGGUUGGUCCCGACAACCGACUGAACGCGAGGCGAUAUUGAUACCUGGUGAUAUCGUCCUCGGCGGGCUGUUUCCGGUACACGAAAAGGGCGACUUUACGUGCGGACCGAAAAUUUAUAACCGCGGGGUACAGAGACUCGAGGCGAUGCUGUUUGCUGUCGAUCAGAUAAACAAAGACGAUAAAAUAUUGCCGGGUAUUUCAUUGGGUGUCCACAUUCUUGACACUUGCAGUCGCGAUACCUAUGCGCUGAAUCAAAGCCUGCACUUUGUCAGAGCCUCGUUGUCGAACUUGGACAUCAGCGUACUGGAAUGCGCGGACGGAACUCCGCCGCGGAUGAAAAAAGCUGCUGCUGCUGGACGGAUUUUUGGGGUCAUCGGUGGAUCAUACAGUUCUGUUUCACUUCAGGUCGCCAAUUUGCUGAGGCUCUUUCAUAUUCCUCAAAUAUCACCGGCCUCGACGGCAAAAGCUCUCAGCGAUAAGACGAGAUUUGACUAUUUCGCACGUACUGUGCCGCCUGAUACAUUCCAGUCGAUUGCGCUUGUUGAUGUUGUCAAAAGCGCUAACUGGUCUUACGUGUCUACUGUUCAUUCUGAGGGAUCUUAUGGAGAAUCUGGUAUCGAGGUAUUUACCCGUCAGGCAACGGAACGUAAUGUAUGUAUAGCAGCAGCCGAAAAAGUUCCAAGUGCCGCAGAUGAUAAAGAUUUUGACAGUAUUAUUCAACGUCUAUCUAAGAAAUCAAAUGCCCGUGCUGUUGUGCUCUUCACACGCGCCGAAGAUGCACGGAGAAUAUUAGAGGCAGCACGUCGAUCAAACAUAACUCAGCCGUUCCAAUGGAUUGCGAGCGACGGCUGGGGACGGCAAAACAAAUUAGUCGAGGGUAUUGAAGACGAAGCAGAGGGUGCCAUUACCGUUGAGCUCCAGUCCAAAACCAUACCCAGUUUUGACGACUACAUGCAAUCUCUGACACCUCAAAUAAAUAAACGUAAUCCGUGGUUCGGCGAAUACUGGGAAGAUGUUUUUGACUGCACACUACCAAAAAAUCAACCUGUGAUAAUUAAAAAAUAUAAUAAUAAUAAUAAUAGUAGUAAUAAUUAUAAUAGUAAAAAUAUAAAUAUUUGUUCGUCGAAAUUACGACUGUCGCCGUCAAAGGGAUACGAGCAAGAGUCUAAAGUACAAUUUGUAGUUGACGCAGUGUACGCUUUUGCACUGGCACUUAACAAUUUACAAAAAGAUCUCUGUAAGGGUAAGGGGCUUUGUCAAGCGAUGAUCGAUUACGACAAGGGGAUCUUCUAUAAGAACUAUCUACUCAACGUGUCGUUCACAGAUUCUGCUGGCAGUGAAGUGAAAUUUGAUGAACACGGCGACGGUCUCGCGAGAUAUGAAAUCCUUAAUUUUCGUAAAAAUGAUCCUAAUAUUAGUAAUGGGUACAACUAUCAAGUCGUGGGAAAGUGGUACAACGGAUUGAGUAUAAAUAUUGACGAAUUUGUGUGGGCAAAAGGAGCUGACAGUAUUCCAACGUCGGUGUGUUCGUUACCCUGCGAAUCGGGAAUGAUUCGCAAGCAACAGGGAGAUACCUGUUGCUGGGUGUGCGAUCGCUGUGAGGAAUACGAAUACGUUUAUGAUGACACCACUUGUAAAGAGUGCAGUCCUGGAUACUGGCCGCAUCCAGACAAACGUGGCUGCUAUGCGCUCCCGGUAAAAUACAUAAGAUGGGACAGUGCCUUCGCGAUCGCACCGGCAGUGAUAUCGUGUCUGGGUAUCAUUGUCACACUCGCAGUCGCUGGACUGAUGUUUCAUCACCGCAGUACUCCGGUUGUCAGAGCCUCGGGUCGUGAAUUGACAAUUAUAUUACUUGCGGGUGUACUUGUUUGUUAUUUAAAUACUUUUGUUCUGCUUGCCCAGCCAACUUUUGCUACAUGUGUACUCCAGAGGUUCGGUGUAGGCGUUAGUUUCAGCGCCGUCUAUGGAGCGCUGUUGACCAAAACUAAUAGAAUCGCGAGGAUCUUCGACUCGGCAUCAAGAUCUGCGGUUCGUCCCAAGUACAUCAGCCCGCGGUCGCAGGUGUGCAUUGCGACCUUCCUUAUAGGACUGCAAGUGAUGCUAACCCUCGUGUGGAUGAUAGUCGAGCCCGCGGGUACUCGUCACUUCUACCCAGAUCGCCGUCAAGUUAUUCUUAAGUGCAAUAUACAAGACAUGAGUUUUUUAUUUUCUCAGCUAUAUAACGCGCUUUUAAUAGUAAUAGCAACAGUUUAUGCAGUGAAAACGCGAAAAAUACCUGAAAACUUUAACGAGAGUAAGUUUAUCGGUUUCACAAUGUACACAACAUGUAUAAUAUGGUUAGCGUUCGUGCCGAUUUACUUUGGCACCGGUAAUGCACAUGAAAUACAAAUAACGACACUCUGUGUUGCCAUAAGUUUAAGCGCAUCAGUGACAUUAGUGUGUUUGUAUUCGCCUAAAGUAUAUAUCAUAGUCUUCCAACCAGAUAAAAAUAUACGGGGUAAAGUAACAAUGGGUAGUAGUACAUUUAAAAAACAAGGAAGCAGUGCUGGUACUUCAUCCGUUGCUAAAUAUACCGGUUGUGAGAUGAGCAGCGAACAUGUACCAUUACGUAGUGCAUUGUGUGCUGUCGUUCAAACCUCAGUGGGAGUUACCGGCGUUACGGAAAUUUCACAGUCAUCGAACGCUUCUGAACAAGUCGCUCAGUUAUAAAUAUAUAAAUACAAAUACAAAUACAUAUUAUAAAUAUAUAUAUAUCUAAAUAAAUAAAUAAAGACUCGACAGACUAUAGACCUAGUCAAUAAAACAUAAAAAAUAACUUAAGAUAAAAAGACUUGACAGUGUAACUGUUUAUCUUCAAAAGAUAUUUAAAUUAACAAAAUAAAAAGCCUAAAAUUGUCGACGUGCUAAAGAAUUUCGAACGUUUAUAGACACCUGUCAACUACACUUAAAUUAUCAAAUAAUUUUCGAUGAAUGAAUGCAAGAUUUACAAUAUAAAUAUAUAUAUUAAUA